Saccoglossus kowalevskii is the source of this 2447-nucleotide messenger RNA. RefSeq names its product protein kinase C-binding protein NELL1-like. NCBI's taxonomy places the organism in Eukaryota, Metazoa, Hemichordata, Enteropneusta, Harrimaniidae. Gene Ontology annotation, molecular function: heparin binding; protein binding; calcium ion binding. The record is from RefSeq and is a predicted model, not a curated record.
UCCCACAACGGAUCAGAAGAGACACGCGCCAGAUAUUAGUACUGCUUCAAAAGCGCCUGUUAUCGAACUCUUUAUAAAGCUAGUAAAAAUCGAAGAUUAGCGGAUCGGCUAAAAUGCUGCUGUUUCUGUCAUCGGUUCUCGCAGUCUUGCUCUGCAGGGUUGAUAGUUAUGGUAUUGACAAUCGCUUAGAGAUUAAUUUACUGGAUUCGCUAGCAUUGAAUAACACUGUGCGAGGUGUGACACAAGUACCUGGAUUUCAUAAUAGAUCACCUGCUUAUUUGAUUCAAGGUGGUUCUAGAUAUCUUCAAUUGCCAUAUUUUGCUUUCAAAAAGGCGGAAACUCUCCUGAAAACUGGAAAUGAAUUUACUAUCCUGGCGACCAUCAAACAGGAUGCAAGGAAUUCUGGAAGUAUUCUUUCAGUUUCAGCUGGAAGAACAAACUCAUCAGAACGCAGGGAACCAGGGAAACUGACAAACAAGUUGCUUCUGAAUUUUCACAGAUUUCUUGAGCUCUACACAAGCACACGGAGAUCACAGCUGAAAUUCUUCUACACAGGAGCCGAUAAGUUAUAUGCAGAAGAGUUCUCUUACCCUCUGGUUCCUGACAAGUGGACUAAGAUUGCUUUUACAGUCAGUGGGACACAUAUAACGCUAUAUAUCGAUUGUAACAAAGUCACAGAGAGAGUUAUACAUAAACCAAAUUUGAAUAUAGAUCAGAAUGACUUGGUAAUGUGGAUGGGACAAAGAAAUGACCAGGCAUUUUUUAAGGGUACUGUUCAGGAUGUGAAAUUGAUUGUUACAAGUCAUGGAUAUUUAUCACAAUGUCCUGAAUUGGAAAGACAAUGUCCAACAUGCGGUGAAUACCUACAAAUGAUUGGUACCAUUGAUAAUUUAUCUAAUCUCUUACAAGAAAUGGAAACAAGGCUAAAUGAUGCUGAGCAAAGGAUUAGUGAAUUGAGUGAAUGUAGAUGUCAGAAAUCUUGUGAACACAAUGAUGUGGUUAAAUCUGACAUGGAGACGUGGAUUGAAGACUGCCAGCAAUGUACUUGUAAUCAAGGUGCAGUGGAAUGCAGUGCAAUGGAUUGCCCUCAAGUGUCAUGUAAAUAUCCUGUGGUUCCAGAGGGACAGUGCUGCCCUGUUUGUAGGCGACAAUGUUUCUUUGGUGGUCAGUUUUUUGAUGAUGGUGAAUCAUUUAGUCCUCGGCAAUGUGCAAUUUGUCAGUGCGAGAAUGGUAGAACUUCGUGUAAUCAUCAAAAUCCUAAUGAGAUCUGUCCUAAGUUGACAUGUCCUCUUGAUCAACAAUUCAAUGUACCUGAUGAAUGCUGUAAAUUCUGUCAAGGUGUUGAUUACUGCAAUGAAGGGCAUGACUGUCAUGCCAAUGCCACGUGUGUCAGUCUCUCCACUAAACAUGCGUGUCAGUGUUUAAGUGGCUUUGAAGGAAAUGGUAAAGACUGUGUUGAUAUUGAUGAAUGCAAAGAUGAGGGUGGUCUCUAUGGUCACCAUUGCCAUGACAACACGAUAUGUGUGAAUACCCCUGGGUCUUACCUGUGUGAAUGUCUUCCUGGUCAUGUCAGAGAUGAUGAUUUCACCUGUUCUGCUGUGUGUAGUCCACUGUGUAUAAACAGUGGUAGAUGUGUAGCUCCUGAUAUAUGUUGGUGUCCUGCUGGAUAUGUGGGCAGUUACUGUCAAACAGAUGUAGAUGAGUGUGCAUCAAAUAAUCAUGGUUGCCAUAGCAACUCAGUAUGUAUCAACUUACCCGGAAGUUAUUAUUGUCAAUGUAAGACUGGAUACUAUAGUGAAAGUGACCCUCAUCUCGACCUGGGAGCAUCCUGCAUUGAUGCGGAUGAGUGUCGUAACAUUGGUGGUAGUCAUACGUGUCAGCUUGAUAUGGUUUGUGUUAAUGAAGAAGGAGGAUAUCAGUGCCAAUGUAACAACAUGGACAGCUGUAGUAGUAGGUGUCUAUAUCAAGGAUACGAGUAUCGUAAUGGACAACGUUUUAAUCAUCCAGACAAUGAAUGUUAUGACUGCAGAUGUGAGAACGGUGUGACAGCAUGCACACCAGAAGUUUGUAACUGUGAUUCUGACUCUGUAAAUUUGUUUUGCUGUCCACAUUGUGACUUCAAGGGUCAAUGUUUACAUCAGUCAAGUCCAGUUGUUUAUGAUAGUGGUGAUUCAUGGGACUAUCAGUGUCAGCGCUGUCAAUGUAUAAAUGGAAGAAUUGAAUGCACAGAGAAACGCUGCCCGAAGUUAAACUGUGAAACUACAGUUAGUACAGUUGGAGAGUGCUGUCCAAUAUGCUUAGAAGAUAUAUGCAGUAUAGCCAUUUCUGAUGACAUCAUUAGAAGUGGUGAUGACAUCAGCAUUAACUGUGUACAAAAUGGUAUUGAGUAUUAUGAAGGUGAAAGGUGGGAGAUGAAUGAUGAUUCCUGUUCAGAGUGUAUUUGUAGG